Molecule: messenger RNA, 3692 nt
Organism: Myxocyprinus asiaticus (Chinese sucker)
Lineage: Eukaryota; Metazoa; Chordata; Actinopteri; Cypriniformes; Catostomidae
Gene: cert1a
Product: ceramide transporter 1a
Exons: 19
Coding region: 329-2218 (629 amino acids)
Biological process (GO): ER to Golgi ceramide transport
Cellular component (GO): Golgi apparatus
Molecular function (GO): phosphatidylinositol-4-phosphate binding
Source: RefSeq, a predicted model, not a curated record
GUGUGCGCGCGUGUGUGCGCGCGCCAGGCGAAAACCACGAGUGUAUUUUUGUUGUCAGCAUGGAGUUUUGUAUCUAUUACAACACUGAUCACAUGAAUCUCUUGGACUGAAGAUUGAAGUGCAGAGCUGAAGACACAGACUUAGUUCAACUGAUGUCGUGAUGAGGAGUUUGAUACUGGAGUAGGAUGGGCUUUCACACCUGGCCUCUGUUUACAUCAGACUUCAAGCGAUUUCACAGCCACUGUUGGUGAUCUAUCACUUUAACUUAUAACUUGCUUUAACUUGCUAUCAUCUGUCCUGAUGUCGGACUGCAGCUCGUCGGGUUCAGAUGAGGAUUUGGACCCGGAGUCAGAGCUGCUGGACGAGCUCGGCGGCACUCUCAGUAAGAAGAAAUGAAGUCUUACACAUCUGGGAUGACAUGAGGUGGACUAACUACAUUCAUGGAUGGCAGGACCGCUUGGUCGUGCUGAAGGGAAAUAUUCUCAGUUACUACAGGUCUGCAGAUGAGAAGGAGUACGGCUGCAGGGGGUCUAUCUGUCUUAGCAAGGCUGUCAUCACGCCCCAUGAGUUUGAUGAAUGCCGGUUUGACAUCAGUGUGAACGAUAGCAUCUGGUACCUUAGGGCUGAACAUCCUUCACUCCGGCAGCAGUGGAUUGACACCAUUGAACUUCACAAAGCUGAGUCAGGCUACGGCUCAGGGAGCAGUCUACGCCGCCAUGGCUCCCUGUUGUCCCUCACCUCUGCCACGAGUGGCCUUUCUACCACCUCCACAUCCUCCUUCAAGAAGGGAUACAGCCUGCGGGAAAAGCUAGCGGAGAUGGAGACCUUCCGGGACAUUCUCUGCAGACAGAUGGACACACUGCAAAAUUAUUUUGACAACUGCGCAGACACUGAGAGUAAAGAUGAGCUCCAUAGGGACAAAGAGGCUGAUGUUUUUCCUGCAGUAUCUGAUGAGGAGGCAGAUUUUCCCACUUUACGACCAGAUGGGGACUACCUGCUGAACAACAACAGCAGCAAAGAGAAAUUAUGUCCCAUGGACAGCCUCAAAGGUCCCAUAGGCAUUGAUUUCAAGGGUGAGGCCAUCACAUUCAAAGCCACUACUGCAGGAAUCCUCUCCACACUGUCACACUGCAUCGACAUAUUGGUCAAACGAGAGGAGAGCUGGCAGAGACGACUCGAUAAGGAAAUUGAGAGGAGAAGACAGGCUGAGGAUGCCUACAAAGCUGCAUUGACAGACCUAAAGAAGAAGCCUCAUUUUGGAGGACCAGACUAUGAAGAGGGACCGAACAGUCUCAUCAAUGAAGAGGAGUUCUUCGAUGCUGUGGAAGCCGCGUUGGAUAAACAUGACCAGAUUGAGGAGCAGUCCCAGGCAGAAAAGAGCAGGAUAUCUCAGCACAUCUCUCUCACCCCAGACACCUAUUCCUCCAUCAGUACUCCGAAAUACUUGACUAAGCCUCUCAGUCAUACAUCCUCCUCAUCCUCCAUUGACCUCAUAAGUGCCUCUGAUGACGUGCACAGAUUCAGUGCUCAGGUGGAGGAGAUGGUGCAUAGUCACAUGACAUAUUCCUUACAGGAUGUGGGUGGAGAUGCUAACUGGCAGCUGGUCGUUGAGGAAGGUGAUAUGAAGGUGUAUAGGAGAGAGGUUGAGGAGAACGGCAUUGUGCUUGAUCCUCUCAAAGCCACUCAUGCUGUCAGAGGGGUCACAGGUCACGAGGUCUGCCACUACUUUUGGGACACAACUUUUCGGAAUGACUGGGAAACAACUGUUGAAAGCUUUAAAGUGGUUGAGAUGCUUUCUGAUAAAGCAGUCAUCAUUCAUCAGACACAUAAGAGGGUGUGGCCUGCCUCUCAGCGGGAUGUGCUUUACGUGUCAGUUAUUCGUAAAAUACUCUCGACCAAUGAGAAUGAUCCAGAUACCUGGCUGGUGUGCAACUUCUCAGUGGAUCAUGACAGCUACCCACCCUCUUCCAGAUGCAUUCGUGCCAAAAUCAAUGUAGCCAUGAUCUGUCAGACACUAAUCAGUCCACCAGAGGGUGACAAAGAGAUCACCCGAGACAACAUCCUCUGUAAAAUCACAUAUGUAGCCAAUGUAAACCCUGGUGGUUGGGCCCCUGCAUCAGUCUUGCGAGCCAUUGCCAAGAGAGAAUACCCCAAAUUCCUUAAACGCUUCACCACAUAUGUUCAAGAGAAGACCAGCGGUGAGGCUGUUCACUUCUGAAACACACUAGGUUGUUUAAUCUGCAUUCCCAGGAUGCUUUCUGAUUGAGUUGAAGAAAAACCUCAUUUACCAUUUUUCUAACAUGCACCAGAGAGAGCUGCUCUGCCCAAGUGCUCUUCAACACUAUUAACAAGAAACCUUUUUCAAUCAGUGCACAGUAUCCAUACAGAAUGAACAAAAGUCGAAAAAGUGCAGAGAUGCACCAGCUUUACAAAGCACAGCAAGCCACCAACCCAACACAGUCUGUUCAUCUUUAAAAGACCUUACCUAUUUUCUGUACAUGAGCUACAGCUCAGGUUUUGUUAAAGUGUUUAGCAUUUUUAUAAAUAUUUUAUCAUAGUUUAACCUGUUUUAGGUAUGGCUAUGUUAUUGAUGUAAAAAUAUUCUGUAAACUUUGAUGCCUUGAUCUUAUCACUGUUUCUUCUCAGCUGUACUGGCUUUGUAUAAUAGUCUUUUGUCUUAGGGAGACUCUUUCAACCCUGAUGAUCAAGAGGUUGUCAAACUUAAGCCUUAAGAGCUUUUUGUACAGUUUGUGUCUAAAUGUUUAACAUUUACAUGUGAAGUCAUUACACAUUUUGAUUGUAAUAAUUUAAAAAUUUGACGGUUGGCAAAGCGUAUCUUUAAUGGGAACUGCCUGUAUAAGAUAAUAAUAUUAAAAUGGUAGAGGGUAUUUUGAAAGGCCUGUGGGCAGUCUCUUGUACAGGAUUAUUAUUACUUUUACUGUUUUUUUUUUUUGUUUGUUUUCAGAAUUUAAAAAAAUGGUGGCACUAUGUUGCACAAAUGCUAGGACUCUAAAACAGCAGUUUAAAAAUGCCAUUCCACUUUUUCCUGAUUAAUUUGUUUAUUGCAGCAUUUUUACCAGUUGGUCUUUUGCCAUUCACACAUUUGUUAGGGAGUAUUAUUGCAGUUAUACCAUCUAAGCACAUAAAAAUAAAAAGUGAUCACUUUUUUGGCAUUUCACAUAGUUUUAUAGUUUCAGCAAGUGUCACCUAUUGUUGUCUGACUCGCAUUAUUUAUGAAGCCGUUAAUAAUUCUGGCAUUCACAAUUAAAUACGGUCUCCACUAAACUUUAUAAAGGCAUUAUAAGUCAUAAAUUAUCAGAUGAGAAAUGAAACGCGUACAAAAUAAUUAUUUUAAUGUAUGCAUCUCACUAUCAUUUUGUGUUGGCUUGAUGUUCAUAACAUUGCUUGCACUUAAUAAUCAGAAAUUCCGAUUUAAUGUGUUAAUUUCACGUGGGAAUGUAUUUUUGAAUAAUUUUUGUAAAUUAUUUUUACGUUCUACAUGUAUGUAGUACAUGUAUAUAGGCUUUUUAAUGAAACUAAAUUGUGUGAAAUAAGAGCAAAACUAUUGUUUUUAUUUUCCAUAUAUUUUAAUUUCUCACUAAUCAAUGUUUUAUUUGAAGUUUUGCUACAAAAUACACAAAGAAUAUCUCACCCUAAACUAAAGUGCAAUAAAUGUACAAGUGUAUAAAUGU